AUGGAGGAACUGUUGAUGACUAUCGUAAAGGAAGCCACUGGCAGUAAGCAGCAAAACUUAAAACAAGCCGCACAAAUUGCACACGACAAACUUUUACGCCAACAUGGAAUUCACCGGGAUCCUUCGUACGAGCUUCGAUCGGUCUGUUUCACCGCACUGCAGAUGGCGCUGGAGACGAAACGGCCAAAAUUCGUCACGUACGGACUGAAUGGAUUGCAUCGCAUCAUCCGUGAUGAGCGAUUCUUCUUCGGUCUCGAGCCGGAGGACGAUUCACUGUGGCUACCGGCGCAGCUUCUUAGGGCCACCUCCGGAAUGUCAACCGUCGGAAAUGAGGACACCGUCGUAAAUGUUCUGCGUCUUUUCCUCUCGAUGGCCUGCUCGCCGACGUGCACCCUAAACGGACGGUUGCUCAUUGAACUGCUCUCGAAGUGCGGUGAAUGCUGGGAGAAUGGUUCACGCGCCGUUAAGGCAGCUUCGCUGGCUGCCGGCAGUCAGUGUCUGCGGGCGUUCUGCACCUUCCUGAAGGACGAAGCGGAAGACAUUCUGCGAACGGGUCCGGCAGGAAUUAUCAAUCUCGGCAUGGCGGCCGCCGUGUAUAACGAGGUCAUUCCGGUUAUGCAGUGGCUUUGCAGUAGACUGAUCGAACCGAGCACGGGCAGUCCGAAACGGACCGACUCGGUAGGGUCGCUCUACCUAAUGGAGUGUAUUUUGACACUGGUGACUUCGCUGCCUCCGGAUGUUCAUGCCAAUCCACACUUUACGGCUUUUCUGUGGCAAAAGUUUUGCCCUACACUGGCGGCUACUCUCGGAUCUCCCGGCCGAGUUAACAUGGACAAGAAGUUUACCUACAAAGACGCCAUCCAUCUAAUCGAAAGCGAACAUCGUGGCUUUUUCACCCGUCCGGGAUUGGACGGGCCGCAGGCCCGUUGCAUCUAUCUGACCAGUAUUCAGCUGUUGCGGAUUGCUGGAGCACAAGGAACGUUGCGUCCGAUGUUGGAGGCCCUCUUUCACCGGAUGCUUCUGCUACCCGCGCCGGCAAACCGUGCCGAGCCGCUGCGCUGCGUCCGGGAAAUCCUGAAGAGUCCGGAACGGUUGAUCGAUCUAUCCGUCAUUCUGUACCCGGACAAAUCCCAAGGACAGAGCUGCAGCGAUGAUAUGGCACUGUUCCGACUAAUAAUCGACGCCAUGGAGGAAUGUGCGACUUCGUCGCAGAGCGGCGGCACCUCCGUGGACAAUUCGAUGAACUCCAGCGUGGAAUGCAUUGUGGCACUGUUGGAAAGUUUGCAAAUCCUGUGCUCGGGACGUUUCGACGAAACGGUUAUCAGCGAUCGCAUCGCUGAUGCAAUCAACAACCGUUACUAUCACCUGCGAGAGGCCGACUAUACCGGUCCGUUGACGUACCAAUCGAUGGCCCGACUGCCGGCUCCCUACCGGGAUGCCGUGGCCGAGCUACGGCAGAGUGGUUUCGAAACCUCCUCCGAGUCGGAGGUCGAUGCCGAGCAGCAAAUCGACCCGGAAGGUGGUUCGCUGGGUUCCGGCGAUACGGAAGGACCGGAGGAUGAGGCACACUCUUCGAGUGAUGAUGUCUCCUCCAAAGCGGACGGAAACUGGCCCUGGGCACACUUGGAAGAACCUCCACACGUUCGUUCCGAUGUUGAUUGCGACCGACACCACGCUCGGGAAUUCGCCAAAGUAGUCUCCAAGGACCUAGUCCCAAAUCUACUGAAGCUGAAAGCUUCCGUAGAAGUCGAUGAAGCUAUUCAGGAGUUUGCGUCCAGCAUCUGUCAGCAAAACAGCAUGAACUACUCCGACUACGACUACAAUCUAACUGCGUUGAACGCCGAUGGCAUCUAUUUGGCCACCUAUUCGGCCCUGCUGCUGGCACUACAGCUAAUGAAAGCCGGUCACUACGAGGAAGGCCACGAACCGAUCCUAAUCCCGUUGUCGGAACAACAAUUCGUCACAUCCGUUCAAAAUGCCGGCGUUCUGGUAUACCUUAGCUCCGCCUGGCUUCGCGAACUGUACCAAUGCAUUCUGGCCACCAAUCCGUUAGCUUCGUUAAAAGCCAUCGAAAACACCGACGGCUCACACUGUGCUCUGGUGGACAUGCUGUACGAUGCCGGAGGCAUCGGUCCCACCCAGAUGCUGUCCGACUGGCAACGUCUCCAGUCGGUAGUUCGCGUUCAAAGCGAACCAAACGGCAAACAAUUAGCCGCCCGAAAGCUCGCCCGCAGGCUGCUGACCUGCUGCUGGGAUUCGAUGGUAACCGUACUGACCGCCGGGCUAGGAGAAGUCGACGAAUCACGCACGAAUCGACUGAUGAAACUGUCGAAGAAGACCCUGCGGGUCAAGAAGAAAACCCGCUGCUCCGGGGAAGCCCUAUACGCUCUCAGCCUAGAGGGACUUCACGCCGCAGCGACCUUGAGCAACGCGCUCAACUUACAACACUUGGCGGGUAAAAUCCUAAACCUAAUUGCGACCAAUGUAUGCCAGAAUUCCGGCCCGAAGAUACCGGCCAGUCAGGCACUGUCGAUGGAUGUGGUACUGUCCGGAGGUUUGGAACUGGGUUCGCACUCGGCAGACUGCUGGCUGCCGGUGUUUUCGGUUUGUCGACACGUAACUCAACUGGAGCACGAUUUGUUCAGCUCGCAGAAUGCCGCCAUGGGCGGCCCCUCUUCGAACGUUGGUAACAACGGAAAGGAUGCCGAUUCGCCAGCUAAAGCUGGCGGUCAAGUGGACAAACUGAACUUGUCCUCCUAUCCAAUCGAUGAAGACGAAACUUGUGUGGACGUGUACAGUUUCCUGCAAGCUCCGCUGCCGAACGCCAACGCCAACGUGGCAACCAUCCUGAAGGCAUACUCCGGCCAUGAGCCGGUCAAUCUCUCGCAACCGGACACGGCUAAGAUGCUGUGCGCGCUGUCCCACCAGGCGGACAACCUAUUUUCGGAUGCUGCCGAACGGCUUAGCCUGCCGGCGCUGCUGCACUUCCUGAAGAGCCUUUGCCGGGCUUCCCGCGAACAGCUGUACCGUAGCUCGUCCUCCAAGAAGGGCAAGAAAUCCUGGUGGUUGGGACGACCCUGGAAGGUGAAGAACGACUCGCUGCCGCUGUCGUUGCUGCUGCACCGGGUUGGCGAUGUUACACUGAAGGUGUUCCGCGGACCGAGACCGCUGUUGCACAUUUUGAAGGUUUGGGCCAUCACCGGACCGCAUCUGAUGGAUGCCGCCUGCCACAAGGACCGCACCAUCUCGAAGCGUGCGAUCGAGUACAUUCACGACAUCAUCACCGCCCUGUUGGUGGAACAAUCCGAACUGCCCCAUUUCCACUUCAACGAAGCGCUACUGAAACCGUUCGAAAACCUGCUCAGCAUGGAUUCGUGUGACGUCGACGUGCAGGAUCAGAUCGUCGGCUGUCUGUACGAGAUCGUCGAAGCGCACCGCACGGAGAUUCGCUCCGGUUGGCGCCCGCUUUUCGGUACGCUGCGAACCGCCCGCAACCGGCCCGUUCACCUGUCCAACAUCAUCGACAUCUUCCACGUGUUUCUCGAGACGGACAACACGCUGGUGUUCGCUAACGCCGGGCUGGAUUGUAUCCUGUGUUUGUUGUCCUACUUGGAGAUAUCCGGUAGUGGAGGUGGUGCGAAUGGGGUUGGGGCGAUUGCCGCCGAUGGCGGCGGUAGUGGCAGCUCUGCUGCCAAUGACGACAAUAACAUCCGAUCGAGUGAUUUUUUAUAUGAUGCUCUGAAAUUCCUCGAACGUUGCUCAUCGAUUCUUAGCUUUAUGUACAACAUGCCCCAAUGUCCGAAUUUGCAUUCGACCUAUAAGAUCAAGGGGAUUACCUACACUCACAUCAUCGAUGCUAACAUUCCGAAUUCGAUGGAGAAUUUUACCUACUUUGGGCAGGACUAUUUGCAGAGCAAUAAUGAGCAGUACAUGAUCAGCUAUCGGUCGCUGCAUAUCGAUAAGGAAACGAUUACGAAGAUUGAUGAGUUGGAUAAGCCCAGUGGGGUUUUGAAAGUUUGGUUUUUGCUGCUGGAUGGACUGACCAACUCGCUGAUUGUUUGUCCGAUUGCGCAUCAAUCGCCGAUUUUGCAGUCGAUUUUUAAACUGUUUAAAUCGUUGCUCGUCAAUCCGGGGAUUGAGUUUGGAUUUUACUGUAUCAAUCAUCUGCUGAUUCCGAUGAUACAGGACUGGUUGCGGUAUGUUAAUAAAGCGCAGAAAAAUUGGAGUUUGAUCGAGAAGAAUUUCAAACAUUGCUGUUGUAUGACGACCGAUUUGGUUGUGGAGUUCAUUGAGAAGUCACAAACGAUCGGUGGUCUGGAGGAUCGGGUGGUGAUCGGAAGUGAGCAAAGUUAUCAGUUUAAUCAGAAUCAGAAUCAUCAGAAAGAGUCGGUGAAGAAGAGUAAGCUAACUACGAUCGUACGGCCGGUGGAUAAUUUGAAGUACAGUAAGUUGAGGAAGGUGACGGUGGAGGAUCCGCCGACGGCGAAACAACAAGCUGCCGGUCUUGGUGGUGGUUAUUAUGGUGGUAAGAUGAAGGAUGAGGACAGUUGCAGUGCUACGAAGAUUCCGACGGCGGCCAUCCUGGCGCUGAAGCAGCUGCUGCUGGUGUUGAUCGAGUGUUCGGCCCAAUCGCAGGAGACGAUCGCCCGGGUCGGUGUCAGCUGUAUGAAGCACAUCAUCUUCUCGACGGGGCACAUCUUUAACGAGGACCAGUGGAUGGUGAUUACGUCGGCGAUCCAUCGGGCCAGCACGGUCACGAUGGCUCCACUGAGGCAGUUGAUCUUUGCGUUCAACGAGAAUUCGAAUAGUUUCUACGGGGAUUGUGCGAAUGUGAAGGUUGCUGCUAGAAGGGACAGCACGCUGGAGGAACUGCAGAGGGUGCACUCGCUAGCUCAGCAGGUGUUUUUGAUGGAUAAUCAGAGGGAUGUGUUGAGCUGUAGGAUCAAUGGCGGGACUGCUACCGCCGGUGGCGGUGGAUUGAAUGGGGCGAAUGGUGCGGGCACCAGCUCAGAUGAUCGAUCGUAUUCGUUCUUACUUUAUCCGCUGAAUUGUAACACGAACAUGACGCAGUCAUGCUCGGCUAAUGGAGGAGGCAUCAGUGCGUCGUUGCAGAGCAACGGGAUGAAUCUGGAUAGCUACAUAAUUAGAAUUCCGUAUCGUAACUUGAUCGUCGGUUUGUUGGCCAGUCAGAUGUUGCUGCAGCUGAUUGCCAAUAUUCUGCUGAACGGACUGACAAACGUUCCGAAUGAGUUGAACUCGUGCAUCUACAAUGGAGGCGACAGCAGCGGAAGUACCAGCAAGGCGCUGUUCCAGCUGGGCUACCGAAGCAAGGAGGUGUUGCUGCGAACGCUCAAGCAAUUCCUGAUCUGUUCGAUGGAUUUCGACACCCGGCCCGGGUUGAAGUUCUUGAUUCAGAAGGUAUCCAACAUAGAGAAUGCCGCAAAUCUGUACAAACAGAUGACAUCGUCGUGGAUCAUCAAUUUCAUGACGCUGGUCGACGUUUAUAUAAACAACAUUCGGGCGUACAAUUUGAACGAGGACGACAUCAAGUACAUUCUGGACUCGUGCAGUCAUAUGACCGCCGCCAGCCAGCAGUGGAAGAAGAACGAAAACUUCGUCCAUUAUCUGCUCGCUUUGCGAGACCUUUGGGAUCUCAUCUCCGAGCACUACAUCGACAAUUUGGAGGCCAAUGGGAACGAGGGGUCACCGAUAACGCACAUCGUCGAAAACAAGCUCGAAAAGUACGAACGAUUCGACGAUAAACUGGACAGUUCCGGGAGCGAUGAGGAUCCAGGAUCGAGCAGCCCGGAGGGUGACGGUGGCGGAGGCCAAAACGGUGCGGACGCGGAUUCUCCCUGUCGCCAGAGCAUGCAGGAGGACAUCGAUCCGGAGUCGCCAUCGAAGAGCGACGAGGAAAGCGUUUCGGUUUCGACCAUUGUCGGCAAUCAUCGGAUGAAUCCCUUCAACAUCGCAGCCAACCAGCAGCAACAUUUGCAACACCAGCAACAGCUGCAGCACCAGCAGCAGCAGCAACAGUCGAUCUCACCGGAGAUUGAACAGCAGCGAACCAACAGCAUACAGAAGGAUCUGAUUUGCAAGCGGUCAGCACUGAAGCAGCUGAUCGUGGCCUCGAUGGAACUGUUGAAACUGCUUCCGGAGGAACAGGCGGAAAUGCUGAACCUUUUGCUCACGCCAAGGAUUCGGGAAGCGUUCCGCGCCGUCCAGGAGCAAGGCGCAGGCGUCCUCGCGAUGGAAUAG
Molecule: messenger RNA, 6258 nt
Organism: Sabethes cyaneus
Lineage: Eukaryota; Metazoa; Arthropoda; Insecta; Diptera; Culicidae
Product: brefeldin A-inhibited guanine nucleotide-exchange protein 3
Exons: 7
Coding region: 1-6258 (2085 amino acids)
Biological process (GO): regulation of ARF protein signal transduction
Molecular function (GO): guanyl-nucleotide exchange factor activity
Source: RefSeq, a predicted model, not a curated record